AUACAACACUUACUCAUUUUUCAAAGUCGUAGGGAUUAUUUUGUUUUAUUUAUUAUUUUCAAAAUAUUUCCCAUGUAGAUGUAUUUUUUCCACAUGAACUCGUUCAUAGUUUAAUACAUUUGCUUUUUUUUUUGAAUAACAAUAACAAAGUGAUCCGUUUCGGUUGAGGCAGGCAAAAUUAUUCGAAAAAAAACCAUACAAAAAAUUAUUUCAGUUUAGGAGUACGACAAUUAUCAAAAUUCUUCGAGUUAAAUUGGCAAGCGUUUAAUGCAAGCCAUAAUAUAUAUUAAGCGGAAUCUUUAUCUUUCGGUAUAAUCGGAACACGAAAUUGUAAAGUGAAAAGGGGUCAUCAGAGGUGUUUGAGUCGCGACGCGACUAGUCGAGCUGAGGCUGAGUCGAGACGAGCUGAUCUAUAGAGUGGACAAGGUGGAGGAAGAGGACGAAGACGAAGACGAUGAAACCCGAGCAGCUUAAUCGUCUAAUGCGGGCCAAUAAGCGCAUGCAGCCCUGGUUUCUGCGCAGCACCAACGAGCUAUUCGAGAAUGCAGUGAGAAGCUAUUACGCACGCAGCUCUUCGGUGCUGCCCUAUAAUCCGGACUCCCGCGACACUAAGGGCCGCCAGGAGAAUCCAGGACCUGUGCGCACACUUAAGGCCGCCGAACGGGAACGAUGCAGCCAUAUUGGCGGCACCUAUCCACGAACUCACAAACAGAUGGCCGAUCAGGCUUCUAUUGCCAAUUCGAGCAAUCUGAUUGAGACUGUCAUGCAGGCCAGUCGCCGUCGUUCCAUGUCAUUUAGCAUGGGUGCUGCCCGCAAUUAUAAUAUCUAUGGAGAAUCGUUGCUAAGUGGCAGCAGCUCAAGUUGUUCCAGCGGCAUGGGCAGCGGUGUAAACAUAAUUGACCACCACCUCGGACCCAAAUCAAAUCGAAAGAGGUUAAAUGAUUUGGAAAUACCGCAAGAUGAUAAUGAUAAUGGCGAUAUGACAUUGUUUAGUGGUCGCUCAAUGAGUUUGCCACCAAGGCCCCUGCAUUCGGCGCUAAAACUGGGUUUGGUCAGUUUUGUGAAACAGAAUCCGCCCAGUCGUCUGCAUCAUAUGAAUGCAUUGGAGAAAUCCACAAAAGUGGCAGCAGCAGCAAAAGCAACUGUGGCUGCACGUAGCUACAGCAAUAAUGUUGCCGAAGCGGAACGUCUUAUGGUAAUUGAUAAGGCAUUAAAGCAACGCCUGGCCGUACGUUUUAACCAAGACAAUAGGGACGAGAACGAUGCCAAUACGGGGGAGCGCCGCUUUCGCUUUGGCCUCGGUCUCGACCUCAAUAAUAAUAAGAAGCAGCAGCAGCAUGCCAUGGGUGAGAUGAAAGACCCGCCGACACGUUUCCAAACGCUCGGGCUGGGUGAGCGUAUUAAGCAAUUCGAGUGUAUUCAAUUUGCCGAUGGUCCAGUUACCAAUUAUGCUUUCAAUCGGCAUGCUGGGUAUAUUAAGCCAUAUCAUAGUGCACAGUAUGCGCAAAGGAAGCAAUUGGGCUUCAAAAACGUGCUUCAUACAAACCAUCGGCAACGAAGUAACUGCAAUUAUUCAACAAUAACAUCGAUGUCCAGAAAGCUAAUUGAAUCGCCGCCGCCGCUGAGGCCGCUGGCGCCGAUGGUAAUACGGCGAACGCAGCAUCAGCAGCGAAGCCUCACGGAUGGCCAACAAAACAAUGAGGAGGAGCCAGAAGGACAGCAAAAACAGAAGAAGAAGAAGACGAAACUUAAGGAGCAACUGCAAGAAAACACUGAGACGACAACAACACUCAAAUCGAAAACGAAAUCGAAGAAAACGUCAACUAGUUACGAUGCUUUACAAAUUGCGAUAGACAAAAAUAAGAUGAGUCGCGUUUGUCGUCAUGCCCAUAUGAAGGAUAAAUCAAAAGCUUGCCCUCUGCCCGCUAUAUUAAUGAAACGGGCCAGUAAAUCUCAUCAACAGCAGCAGCUGCAGGAGCAACAACAGCACGAAAAACAGAUACCGUCGACACCUUUGAAAUUAGGUAAUCAGUUGCUUAUGUCAAGUACCUCACAGGUAUCGGCAUACAACCGUGCCAUUAAGAGUCAAACGCUAAGAGAGCAAGCUCUUGAACAAGCGCAACUUAUUGCUGAACAACCAUUUUGCCGCAUGGCUAACAACAACAGCAGCAACAACAUCAAUGCAAAUAGAGGCAAGUUAGCAAUUGCAAGCAAAAUGACAUUAAAAGGACCACUAAUUGUAAUGGCCACUGAUGCGGCAACUGCUGCAAAACGGGCAUGUAAUCGCUCAGGUAUAUUAUCGGCAGCUAGAAAAUAUUUGCCAACAACAAAUACAAAUCUGCCGAUGGCUGUCACAACAACAACAACAACAUUAGCAACAACAUCACCAAUACCAACACUAGCAGCAGGAGCAGCGGUAACAGCUUCAUGCCCAGGCAAUAGCAAGACAAACCACCAUCAACAUAGUCACCAUGAGCAACUGCAAAUCAAUGCAGAUUCAUCGAAAAAGCAUCAAAAUCUAGGUACAGCAACAGCAACUGUAGCGGCAACAGUAUCGCCUGCAACCGUUUACAAACGUGAUUCGGCCAGUCAAAUGCUUACUACACCGUAUCAUCGUCAAAAGCGUGAUCCGGUUAAAGGUGCUCAUAUGGAAGUGCAACAGCAGCACCAGCAGAAACAACAUUACCAUCACCAAUAUCAUGAGCAACAGCAGCAACAUAAACAGCAGCAGCAGCAAUACCAAUUGCAUCAGCAACGCCAACAUAUGCAACACCAGCGUCGACAAUUUCAUUAUCAAUGCCCCUGGCGACCCAGCUACUAAACCACCCCCCCCCCCCCCC
Molecule: messenger RNA, 2840 nt
Organism: Drosophila willistoni
Lineage: Eukaryota; Metazoa; Arthropoda; Insecta; Diptera; Drosophilidae
Exons: 2
Coding region: 455-2821 (788 amino acids)
Source: RefSeq, a predicted model, not a curated record